This is a messenger RNA of Dromiciops gliroides (monito del monte), 5927 nucleotides long. It is a transcript of the gene DIAPH1, whose product is annotated as diaphanous related formin 1. The transcript has 28 exons. Gene Ontology annotation, biological process: actin filament polymerization; actin cytoskeleton organization. Bases 107 to 3970 code for a protein of 1287 amino acids. Gene Ontology annotation, cellular component: cytoplasm; actin filament. Gene Ontology annotation, molecular function: small GTPase binding; actin binding; microtubule binding. The record is from RefSeq and is a predicted model, not a curated record. Lineage: Eukaryota; Metazoa; Chordata; Mammalia; Microbiotheria; Microbiotheriidae.
GCUGGGCGGCGGCGGCGCGCGGGCGGCGAGGAGGCAGCGGGCGGGCGGCGCUCGCCGAGCCUAGCAGAGGGAGCAGGCUUCGGGGGGCAGCGUGCUAGCCGGGGACAUGGAGCCACCCGGAGGGGGCCAGGGGCCGGGCCGCGGGACCCGGGACAAGAAGAAGGGCCGGAGCCCGGAGGAGCCGCCCGCGGCUGGCGGUGGCGGCGGCGGCGACGGCGGCAAAUCCAAGAAAUUCACUUUGAAGCGGCUCAUGGCAGAUGAGCUGGAGAGAUUUACCAGUAUGAGGAUAAAAAAAGAAAAGGAAAAGCCUAAUUCUGCUCAUAGGAAUUCAUCUGCCUUCUAUGGUGAAGAUCCUUCUGCACAAUCCCUUCAGGAUAUCUCAGAUGAGCAAGUAUUAGUCCUUUUUGAACAAAUGCUGGUGGAUAUGAACCUGAAUGAAGAGAAACAACAACCUUUAAGAGAGAAAGACAUCAUCAUCAAGAGGGAGAUGGUGUCCCAGUACUUACACACCUCGAAGGCAGGUAUGAGUCAAAAGGAGAGUUCUAGAUCUGCCAUGAUGUACAUCCAAGAGCUUCGUUCAGGCUUAAAGGAUAUGCCUCUGCUUAGCUGCCUAGAGUCUCUUCGUGUGUCACUUAACAAUAACCCUGUCAGCUGGGUACAGACCUUUGGAGCUGAGGGCCUUGCAUCCUUGCUGGACAUACUUAAACGACUCCAUGAUGAGAAAGAAGAAUCUCCUGGAAGCUACGAUAGCCGUAAUAAGCAUGAGAUCAUUCGCUGCUUGAAAGCUUUUAUGAACAACAAGUUUGGGAUCAAGACAAUGUUGGAAACAGAAGAAGGAAUCCUGCUGCUGGUCAGAGCCAUGGACCCUGCUGUCCCCAAUAUGAUGAUUGAUGCAGCCAAGCUUCUGUCUGCUCUCUGCAUUCUACCACAGCCUGAGGAUAUGAAUGAACGAGUUCUGGAGGCUAUGACAGAGCGAGCAGAGAUGGAGGAAGUAGACCGCUUCCAGCCUCUCUUGGAGGGAUUAAAGAGUGGAACUUCCAUUGCCCUCAAGGUGGGAUGUCUACAGUUGAUCAAUGCCCUCAUCACUCCUGCAGAAGAACUUGAUUUCAGAGUUCACAUCCGAAGUGAGCUGAUGCGUUCAGGUCUGCAGCAAGUGCUUAAGGACCUGCGGCUGAUGGAGAAUGACGAUAUGAAGGUACAGCUGGCUGUGUUUGAUGAACAAGGGGAGGAGGAUUCCUAUGACCUGAAGGGAAGACUGGAAGACAUACGAAUGGAAAUGGAUGAUUUCAAUGAAGUUUUCCAGAUCCUCCUGAACACGGUUAAGGAUUCAAAGGCUGAGCCACUUUUCCUGUCCAUCAUGCAGCACCUGCUGCUGGUUCGAAAUGACUACGAAGCCAGACCUCAGUACUAUAAGCUGAUAGAUGAAUGUAUAUCCCAGAUAGUGCUGCACAAGAAUGGUUCUGAUCCUGACUUCAAGUGCCGACACCUCCAAAUAGACAUCGAAGGGUUGAUUGAUCAAAUGAUUGAUAAAACAAAAGUGGAGAAAACUGAGGCCAAAGCUAUAGAGUUGGAAAAGAAGCUGGACUCAGAGCUAACUGCCCGGCAUGAGCUACAGGUCGAGAUGAAAAAGAUGGAGAGUGACUUUGAACAGAAGCUCCAGGACCUACAAGGAGAGAAACAAACAUUGGAUGCAGAGAAGCAACAAUUAGCUACUGAGAAAAAGGACCUGGAGGCUGAAGUCUCUCAGCUGACUGGAAAGGUUGCCAGUUUGUCAAAGGAACUGGAAGAUACCAAGAAGGAUAUGGCUUCUCUCUCAGCUGCAGUAGUCUCUUCUGUUCCUCUUGUUCCUCCUUUGCCUAGUGCCUCUAACAUACCCCCUCCACCUCCACCCCCUCCUUUACCUGGUGGCGUUUCUAUACCUUCUCCACCCCCUCCUCCUCCCCUGCCUGGUGGAGUUGGCAUUCCUCCUCCCCCUCCCCUGCCUGGUGGAGUUGGCAUCCCUCCUCCCCCUCCCCUGCCUGGUGGAGUUGGCAUCCCUCCUCCCCCUCCCCUGCCUGGUGGAGUUGGCAUCCCUCCUCCCCCUCCCCUGCCUGGUGGAGUUGGCAUCCCUCCUCCCCCUCCCCUGCCUGGUGGAGUUGGCAUCCCUCCUCCCCCUCCCCUGCCUGGUGGAGUUGGCAUUCCUCCUCCCCCUCCCCUGCCUGGUGGAGUUGGCAUUCCUCCUCCCCCUCCCCUGCCUGGUGGAGUUGGCAUUCCUCUUCCCCCUCCCCUGCCUGGAGGGGCUGGAAUGCCCCCACCUCCUCCCCCUUUACCUGGUGGUGCUGGAAUCCCACCACCCCCUCCAUUCCUAGGGGUUCCUGGCAUACCUCCACCUCCCCCAGGAAUGGGUGUGCCUCCUCCCCCCCCUGCAUUUGGGGGUCUGGGAGUGACUGCAGCUCCAGUUCUGCCCUAUGGAUUGGCUCCAAAGAAGCUUUAUAAGCCAGAGGCACAGCUUAGAAGGCCAAACUGGUCCAAGUUUGUUGCUGAGGAUCUCUCCCAGGACUGUUUUUGGACAAAGGUAAAGGAGGACCGGUUUGAGAACAAUGAGCUGUUUGCCAAGCUCACACUCACCUUCUCAGCCCAGACAAAAACUUCCAAAGCCAAGAAGGAUCAGGAAGGUGGAGAAGAAAAGACAACACAGAAGAAAAAAGUAAAAGAGCUGAAGGUGUUGGAUUCAAAGUCAGCCCAAAAUCUCUCAAUCUUCCUGGGUUCUUUUCGUAUGCCCUAUCAGAAGAUCAAAACUGUCAUCUUGGAGGUGGAUGAGGCCGUUCUGACAGAAUCUAUGGUGCAGAAUCUCAUUAAGCAGAUGCCAGAGCCAGAGCAGCUAAAGAUGCUGUCAGAACUCAAAGAUGAAUAUGAUGAUCUGGCUGAAUCAGAACAGUUUGGUGUAGUGAUGGGCACCGUCCCCUGCCUUCGAGCCCGACUCAAUGCUAUACUCUUCAAGCUGCAGUUCAAUGAACAGGUAGAAAAUAUCAAGCCAGAGAUUGUUUCUGUAACAGCUGCUUGUGAAGAGGUACGGAAGAGUGAGAACUUUUCUAGCCUCCUGGAAAUAACUCUGCUCGUGGGCAACUACAUGAAUGCUGGCACCAGAAAUGCUGGUGCCUUUGGCUUCAACAUUAGCUUCCUCUGCAAGCUUCGUGACACCAAGUCCACUGAUCAGAAGAUGACACUGCUGCAUUUCUUGGCUGAAAUGUGUGAGAACGACUACCCUGAGGUCCUCAAGUUUCCUAAUGAGUUGACCCAUGUGGAGAAGGCUAGCAGAGUCUCAGCUGAGAAUUUACAGAAGAACCUGGAUCUAAUGAAGAAGCAAAUUUCAGAUGUAGAACGAGAUGUUCAGAACUUCCCACCUGCCACUGAUGAAAAUGACAAGUUUUUGGAAAAAAUGACCAGCUUUGUAAAGGAUGCCCAGGAACAAUAUAACAAGCUGCGGAUGAUGCAUUCUAACAUGGAAACCCUCUUUAAGGAACUAGGAGAUUACUUCCUCUUUGAUCCUAAGAAGAUGACUGUAGAAGAAUUCUUCAUGGACUUAAACAAUUUCAGGAAUAUGUUUGUGCAAGCAGUCAAGGAGAACCAGAAACGAAGGGAGACCGAGGAAAAGAUGCGUCGAGCAAAGCUAGCCAAAGAGAAGGCCGAGAAAGAACGAUUAGAGAAGCAACAGAAGAGAGAACAGCUGAUAGAUAUGAAUGCAGAGGGUGAUGAGACUGGUGUGAUGGACAGUCUCUUGGAAGCCCUACAGUCAGGUGCAGCAUUCCGAAGGAAGAGAGGACCCAGACAAGCCAACAGGAAGGCUGGAUGUGCGGUCACCUCUCUCCUCGCCUCAGAGCUGACAAAGGAUGAUGCCAUGACUGCAUGUUCUGCUAAGGUGCCCAAGAUGAGUGAUGGAGCCCGGAACAUAAACGAUGAAAAUAAAGAAUUGGUUGGUCGUGCCAGCUAGGCCAGGGCUUGGCAGUAACACUGGCUGGACAGCUGAGCCCAUGGCAGCCCUGCCUUGCAGCAUGAAUCUAAGGGGUCAAGUGGGAUUUCUUCUAUGGCAACCGACCUUCCCUGCCUCCUUUCUUUGGCCUGCUGCUCUCCGUGUUGCAUACACAGCUUCAGCUGUCUGGAGGCCAGAAGGAAAGGGCACCGUGGAAGAAGGCCUGGACACCCACUCGGCACUGGCUGUUGCAUUACCAAAGCAGGGACCAUCUAUGCUGCCUUAACUCUUAACUGUUUUUCCUUUGUUAUUGUGAUGCCACAUCUCAGGCGGUGCCCAACCUGCUUCCUCAGUCCCUGGCUCCAAAGGGGCUUACCCCAAGGUCAAUCUUGCUGGUUUUGUGUUCUUUCUGCUGUCUUGUGCCCUGCUGUGGCUUCUCUAGCCCUAGGAACUGCAUGGGGCUCUCGAACUGUCUGACCAUAUUCUUAUUACAUCUCCUAUUGUUGCUGCCAUUCAUGCUUUCUUCUCCCUCUCUCCAUUUGCUAUUGAUAUUUAUUGCUUGUGGUGAGGUGUUGGCUGCUGCUUCUAAAGAGGAGCAGCUCCCACCUUCACCCCACCCGCAGGGAAGGACCUUUCCUUCCAGCUUCACAAAGCAAAAAGAACUGGACCACUAUUAUCCAGCUAUGGCAUGAACUAAAGCACCCAAGGAAAAAUGACCCUAGAGUCUGGGCAUUGCUGGACAGGGCAGCCUCCCCACACCCUCAGCUUAACUGAGUGUCCUUGCUUACUGUCCCUCCAACCUUUUGUCUUCUGCACUUGCCCCUCUACCCACUGCCCUUGUUAUUCUUAGGGCCUUGGCUCAUCCCCACCUGAAGUUUCAGCUGUUAGAUAGCUGCGCAAGGCCCCUGCCUUCUCCAAGUCUCCAGGGAAAGGGGAGGCAGAGCCUCCUGGCUAAGAAAUUGUUUUGCAAAUGGAUCUAUUUUUGUAUAAGAUGUUGUUUUUUAGAAAAUAUACAAAAAACCCACCCCUGCUCCCUGCCCCCUCUCCAUCCUGAAUGUGAGAGUUCUUAGAAUUUCUCCUUUUCACUUAUCCCCAGAGACCAAGACCCAUCUUACUGCCCUCAUCUGAACCUGUCCUGAUGGGCAGGUUCAAAUUCUAAGUCCCAAGCAAUAGUUGUGAAUUAUCAAUUUCUGAGAUCUGUGGAUGGCUUGGUACCUUUUCCCUGACCAGACAAGGCCAGGCCAAGGAGCCGAGAGGACCCAGGUACUGCUGAGUUUUUUUUUAUAAAUUUAAUAUAUUUGAAGAGCCAAAUGUGCAAAUGCUAACUGGGCACCAUGGGGGAGGAGAGAGGUACAGAUUAAGAGUUUGGGGAGGGGGGUGGAAUCAUGUGAAGAGGAGGCUCCAUAGGCACUGUGCCCUGCACUGGAUACAAUUUUGUGCCAUAUCCCCUAGCAAGAUAAAGCUAGAAUUCCCAAAUAUAGGGGAUCAUCCCUGCCCUCCUCAUGUCCCCUUCACUUUCUUAUUCAUAGAUAAGAAGAGGAGAGUGGGACCCUCUAAGUUUAAUCCCAGGAAUGGUAGUUCCUGGGACAAGAGAAAUGGUUAGGAGGAAGGGCCAUAGGAAGAAAUCUAGAGGCCUCAAGGGUAGUAGAAAGGGAAUUCUGGGAGUUGGGGAGGUCCAAAAUCCUGGGCCUAGAAUUUGGGGCAACAUACAGCCACUGCUAUAAGAACUUUUUUUAGAGGCUGUGGUAUAGGGAGUACUUGCUACUCUCAUCGUCCCUCCCCGCUGGCUGACACUUGGACUUUGAGCCUUUCUUUUUUUAAAUCACUUUUGCUAAGAUGCAUUUGAUAAAAAAAAUAAAUAAAUAAAGGGCAAGAUACAAAUCUAUUUCCCUCGCCUUUUGGGCUUCUGGGACAUGUCAUCGCCUCUGAUUUGUUGGAUUUAUUUGUUUCAAACUGUUAAUAAAGCAUUGGAACGGUA